Messenger RNA from Aedes aegypti (yellow fever mosquito), 1034 nucleotides. Its product is annotated as peritrophin-48. The record is from RefSeq and is a predicted model, not a curated record. The transcript is spliced from 3 exons. Gene Ontology annotation, molecular function: chitin binding. Lineage: Eukaryota; Metazoa; Arthropoda; Insecta; Diptera; Culicidae. Gene Ontology annotation, cellular component: extracellular region. Bases 28 to 963 code for a protein of 311 amino acids.
CGAGUUAACAUCAGUGAAGCUUUAAAUAUGGAUCUAAGCAGAGUUGUCACAUGUGUUCUUCUGUCAAUACUUGCCGCGAAUCUUUCCCGGGCAGAUGACUUCGUAUGCCCCACCGAUGAUGAGAUCCUGGCUUAUCCGAACCCGGAAUCUUGCAAAAAGUACUAUCGUUGCACGUUUGGCGUUCUCGAGGAACUGACCUGCCCGUACACGUUGUACUUUGACGCCAUCAGCCGCGGUUGCACUUUUGCCGCCACUGCCCGAUGCGUCGAAGGUACUGAAGUGGAGAAAUGGGAUCGACCGAUUUGUGCCGAUGAUGGACAAGACGUUAAGUUGGUUCCCCAUCAGUCGAUCUGCGCCAAAUAUUAUCUCUGUUUGGGAACAAAUGCAGUGGAGAAACACUGUGAGGACGGAUUGCUCUUCGAUGAAGUUUUACGGCAGUGUACUUUGAAGGCACGAGCCCGGUGUCAUGUAGAUCCUUGGUGUCCGGAAUACGAUCAACUGCAGGAUAUCAAGUUCUUCAACGAUCCGGAAGACUGUUCUAGAUAUGCUGUGUGCUACAAUCGGCAGCUGCAUCACCAAUACUGUGCUGAAGGACUUUUCUUCAGUGUUGAAAAACAAGAGUGCACCAAACCGGAAUUGUCCGAUUGCAAAGUUCGCGAUGUCGAGUGCGGCUGGAUCACAUUGAUUCCACAUCCAAAUAAAUGCACUAACUAUUACGAUUGUUCCAACGGGUACCCUGCCUUGCGUGCAUGUGUAGAUGGAUUUUAUUUCGAUGAUGAAGUGAGGACUUGUCUUCCAAACAAUGGACAGUGCGUACCUCAUGAAGGUAGCACUACUACGAUCGAGACUACUCUCGCGGAUGGAACAACUGCAACGAGUAGUGUCGUGAGUUCAACAACUGUGGCAACAACGACUCCAGAAAACGGUGAUGGUAAAGUUGAUUUCAGAAAUGUCGAUGCUUGAUCGAGGGAAAUGUGAAUAAACACUGAAAAGAACAUGAAUAAAUUGUUUUUACGAAACAGGAUUCUUAAUAA